GGCGGGGCGAUCCUUCCCUGGUGUUUUUGUUUCUUAUGUUUUUCACUACACCUCAAGCUCCUCAGACUGACACUUCUUUUUUUCGUUAAUUCCACUUGAAAUUCGUAGACGAAAAGAACAAUAGACCCAUGCCGUCGACGGCACUGAAAGCGGCUGGCGUCGCGUCGGCGAUUGCUCUCGUCAUCGCCCUGAUGCUGCGCUCGACGCCACUCGUGCUGGACCAGCGCCUCGCCGCCGUGCUGGAAGGUCUGGAACGUGUCGAGCGGCGUCACGGUGUUGGUGCCGGUACGCGAGUUGCCGUCGGAUACGGCGCCUGCAACGACUUGUUCGCGGACGCCGCUGCUCUAUUCGCAGACUCCUCGGCCAAGCCGACAUACUCGCCGAGACUUCUGGAGCGACAACAAGUUGUUGACACCUUUGCCUAUUUCUUCAGACACGGCGCCGCUGCAGAGAGAUACAUAGAAAAUGCGAGUCUGUUUGACGAAUUGGUGGAGAGCGCUGCUCGGUUGGCAGGAUCCCAUUUUGCCCUUGGAGGGAAUGCCCCUGUUAUGGCUUCGAGAUUUGUCCUCGAGGGCUGCAAUGUUAUGCUAGCAGCAAAAAUGUCUCACCAGUUGCAGGAGCACCUUCCUCCCGACCUCAAAGUGGUUGGUGGUGACGUUACACAAGAUGAUAUUCAUCUCAUCCUCGAGUACAAAGCUGGACAAGCCUGGGGAAAGUUUACUGCACCCAGGGCCAAUAGAUUCAUCAUACACAAUGACGAAAAUAAUCCGCUCGUGAAAUCUCUAGAGCCGUUUGGCGAAAAAUUGACUUCCUUCUCACCGCAUUUGUUGGUGGUUAGUGGCUUGCAGAUGAUGGACAACUAUCCUUAUGCCCCAGGACAACGGGAGGAGCGACUGCAAAGUAUUAGAGAGCAAAUUCUUUCUGUUGGGCCGGAGACAAAGGUACAUUUUGAAAUGGCCUCAUUUGCUGAGUUGGAAUUGCUGAAGAAAUUAAUAGAAUACAUUGUGCCGUAUGCAGACUCCCUUGGAAUGAACGAACAAGAACUGCCAAAUUUGAUCUCAAUGAUGCAGUUUGGCAAUGUGAGUGUUGUGUCGGACUCAAAUCCUCGAGUAGCCUCAGCGCUGGACCAGAUGCGCCAGCUGUUUAGGAUGCUGCGAGAUGCAGCAGAGAGCGUUAACGCGAGAGGUGUCAGCCGCCUCCAUGUCCACACCCUGGCAUAUCAAGCUAUUCUUACUUCAAAGGACUCGACAGUAAAGUGGAGUAACUCUGGUGGUGCCGCAGCCAAGGCGUCCUUGACUGCACAUCGACAUGUUUGUGCCUCGACUGACGUGGACCCGUCUAGAGCGCGCCUCCUUCUCGACGACAGCUUUGCCGCCUCCCGUCUCCAGAACAGCCGCCGUGUUGGCGUCGACUCGUCAGAGCCUGUGGCCUGCUGGGAAGAAAAGCUACCAGAGGAAGUGACCAUUUGUGUGGCUCCCGUGCUGGUCUGCACAAGGGCAUACCAAACAGCUGGAGCUGGAGACAACAUCUCGGCUGCUGGCCUGGUUUUGCAGAUCUGAAUUUCCAUUCCAUUGAGAUAUAUUUUGCUGCAACUUUGAAAUUCCUCCAAAAUAAUUUGUUCCUCGUUAAUUUUAAAACUCCUGCACCAAAAAUUUCUGCGUUAAAAAAAAAAUUGGUUUUCAAAAAGGCAGCACUCCUCAUUGUCAGAAGUCAUAGAAAACUGAAGUCAUUGUUGGUUUUACUUAACAUUCCUUAAACGGGAUCAGUUUGAUCUUGGGCCAUAAAUUUUAUGUAAUGGAAUAGAUAAUUAGGGCGAUCCAAAGGCUAAUUUAACCUGCCAUUCAAUUUGGCUGGUUGUUUCAUUUGUCCCGGGCCAGAUUUGCUUUUGCAUCGCCCUUAAUAUUAUUAAUUGACUGACCCCCAUUUAAAUAUUAUGGAAACUUCUUAAUUACUUUUAAAUAUUAAGACUAUUUUUUACUGAAAUUCGAAUGAUGUUGGCCCAUUUAUUGCAGUUAAAUUAAAAGCAUUCCCUUUGAGCAAGCUUUUGUUCUAAUUGAAAGGUGCAAGUUACCUUUUGUUAUAAUUUGUCCCCACAUGAUGUGAGGUUUGAACGCUGGAUAUUAAAAUAUUCCAACUGUCUGUGAUAAAAAAUAAAUCACUUGACACCAACUGAUUUUGAAACUUUUGUAACUGGCGUGUCUUCAGUAGAAAUGUCGGUAGUGUUUUUUUUUUCUUCGAAGAUGAACCACUAAGAACUAAAAUAAAAAUUGAACUGUUGGAAAAUU
Molecule: messenger RNA, 2285 nt
Organism: Neocloeon triangulifer
Lineage: Eukaryota; Metazoa; Arthropoda; Insecta; Ephemeroptera; Baetidae
Product: ADP-dependent glucokinase
Exons: 7
Coding region: 129-1559 (476 amino acids)
Biological process (GO): glucose metabolic process
Cellular component (GO): endoplasmic reticulum
Molecular function (GO): ADP-specific glucokinase activity
Source: RefSeq, a predicted model, not a curated record